This is a messenger RNA of Psammomys obesus (fat sand rat), 948 nucleotides long. RefSeq names its product ankyrin repeat domain 60 (gene Ankrd60). Bases 1 to 948 code for a protein of 315 amino acids. The transcript has 4 exons. Gene Ontology annotation, molecular function: protein binding. Lineage: Eukaryota; Metazoa; Chordata; Mammalia; Rodentia; Muridae. The record is from RefSeq and is a predicted model, not a curated record.
AUGACGCGGACGCGAGCCAUGCAGAGGGCGGCGGACGUGGCGGGGGCGGGUGCGCGUCCGCGGAGGCCUCAGGGGGCCGCCCCUUGGCGCGACCCCAACGCGGGUGCGCGCACCACUCAGCCUUCCAGACAGGCCCGCGCGCGGGGUAGGGGGCAAGCCGCGGACUCGCUCAUCUCUGUCGAGUCACCAGAUUUCAUCCCUAACGUCUUCCUCCUGCGGGUGAAGCUGGAGGAGACUGGAGAGCUAUUCCGCGUGCCCAACUGCCGCAACGACAUGACGGUGCGGGAGCUCAAAGAGCUGGACCUGACAGCCGGCAUCCCCUUCCACCUGCAGCGACUGCAGUUCCUGGACCAAGGAAUUUUGAUGGACGAUGCCACCCUGCAGUUCUACGACGUCGUCCCGGGAGCAGUUAUUUCAUUAUGUAUCUGGCAUUAUGAUGGUUGGACCGAACUGGUUUUGGCUGCCGUGGAAGGGGACCCCAGUAAGCUGUCAUGUCUUGGCGUCAGCGAGGAUACCGAAUUCCGAACAGCGAACUCACGGUAUUUUCAGGGUGAGCUGUGGAAGCAGUGGAUCGCUCAGAGGGCGUUUGUGGCCUUGUACAUCUCUGCUCACAGAGGCCACGUGGACGCGGUGCGAUAUCUUCUAGAAAUUGGAACAAACUGCCUGGGCAAAUCACCCCUGGGCAGGACCCCUCUGCAUGCAAUUGCAGCCACAGGCAAGAUAGACUGCCUUGAGCCCUUGCUGGACUAUGGUGCCUCCAUCCAUGAAAAAGACCUGAAGGGCGACACACCCAUCUCCAUUGCACGGCGCCUGCACCGCAGAAACUUCGAGCACAAGAUGUUCCUCCUGUACUGGAUGAUGAGGACCGGUAAAAGGUCUGAUGCGGUGCCGAGAGAGCCUCCAGGAAACUCGGGAUCUGGGAAUGUGCGGAAGAAGAGCUUAAUGUAG